Molecule: messenger RNA, 786 nt
Organism: Rotaria sp. Silwood1
Lineage: Eukaryota; Metazoa; Rotifera; Eurotatoria; Philodinida; Philodinidae
Source: the annotation of a GenBank genome assembly
AUGAAAAGUUUAUUUACUUAUCUGUUGUUUAUCACUUCUGUUAAUGGUCAAUCACCCUGUGAUGAAGUAUCGUUCGUUGACCGAGCUGGAUGGGGCGCACGAGAACCAACCUCAAUAACAAAUCUAACAGAAAAACCACUCUCAUUUUAUGUUAUUCAUCACACUUAUUCACCUCCAAAUUGCUAUGAUGAUAUAUCCUGUAUUCAACGAGUAAAAUCUGUUCAAGACUAUCAUCAACUUGAUCAAGGAUGGGUAGAUAUAGGUUAUCAUUUUUUAGUUGGUGAAAAUGGAAAAGUUUAUGAAGGUCGAGGAUGGGAUCGUCAAGCUGCUCAUUCAAUUGGAUGGAAUGACAACUCAUAUGGUAUUUGUAUCAUUGGCAAUUUUACAGUAGCACCUCCAAAUGACAAGGCAUUAAAUGCUGUACGUUUAUGGAUUAGAUGUGGUAUUAUACGAGGCAAUGUCAAAGAAAAUUACUAUAUUAUUACUCAUUUACAAUCCCAACGACCAGGUUAUACAGAAUGUCCUGGUAAUGGUACAUUUAAUGUGGUUAACAAAUGGCCACGAUUUUGUUCAUUUCAAAAUUACGGAGCAAAUUUAACUUCAAAUCAAACACAAGUAUCUCUGGCUCUUGAUUUCUCACAACCACCAAUGCAAUCGUCAUCAGCAACAACAGCUAAUACAUUGAUUGAUUUAUCAUCACGACCAGCUAACCAGUCCAAUGUUAAAGCAAAAGUAUAUACCAUGGAGCCAGCGCAGAAAAUGCCAUUGCUUGGUUAUGAGCAUUAG